Chelmon rostratus (copperband butterflyfish) is the source of this 3040-nucleotide messenger RNA. It is a transcript of the gene coro1b, whose product is annotated as coronin, actin binding protein, 1B. Gene Ontology annotation, biological process: actin filament organization; cell migration. The transcript is spliced from 12 exons. Gene Ontology annotation, molecular function: actin filament binding. Lineage: Eukaryota; Metazoa; Chordata; Actinopteri; Chaetodontiformes; Chaetodontidae. The coding region runs from base 304 to 1803 and encodes 499 amino acids. The record is from RefSeq and is a predicted model, not a curated record.
UCCGCCGCUACGAUUCAGCCGUUUGUAAAGGGGGACGGGGCCGAAAGCGUUUGCAUCUCUUCCCACUGUAUCACCACCACCCGCCGGGCUCCAUUCAGCGUCGUCCUGCACCAUUUAAUGUAGCCGUAUACCAACACGGGACAUCCUCCAUCAGGUCUGCGCAGUCGACGUGAACGCCUGCCUGGACACAGGAGAGGAUUAAGUUACUGUUCCUGGCGGCGGAUUAUUUUAUUGGCCUCCUCCUGUCACGCCCGAGUCUUUGGUGAUCCUUUUUCCAAUUAGGAGGUCGCUCAAAAGCCAGGCAUGUCUUUCCGGCGAGGUGUGGUCAGGCAGAGCAAGUUCCGCCACGUCUUCGCCCAGGCGUGGAAAGCCGAGCACUGCAUCGACGAUGUCAGAGUGUCCCGCGUGACGUGGGACAGCCCCCUCUGCGCGGUCAACCCCAAGUUCAUCGCCGUCAUCAUCGAAGCCGGCGGAGGAGGGGCCUUCCUCGUUGUUCCCAUCAGCAAGAGCGGCAGAAUCGAUCAGUCCUGUCCCACAGUGUGCGGCCAUGCAGCGCCGGUGCUGGACAUCCAGUGGUCUCCUCAUGACGACAACAUCAUUGCAAGUGCCUCAGAGGACUGCACAGUGAAGGUGUGGCAGAUCCCAGAUGGUGGCCUGACGAGUCCAAUGACUGAGGCCAUCAUGACCCUGGAGGGACACAGUAAAAGAGUGGGAAUCCUGGCUUGGCACCCAACUGCCUUCAAUAUCCUCUUGACUGCGGGCAGUGAUAAUGUGAUUUGUGUGUGGAACGUGGGAACUGGGGAACUGGUGUACCAGCUGACUGAUGCCCACCCAGAUCUGAUCUACAGCGUCAGCUGGAACAAGGACGGCAGUGCCAUCUGCACCGUCUGCAAGGACAAGGCUCUGCGUGUCAUUGACCCACGAAGGGGCACCGUCCUCAAGGUGAAAGAGAAGGUCCACCUUGGUUCCAAGCCAAUGAGAGCUGUGUUCCUCUCUGAUGGGAAGAUCCUGACCACAGGCUUCAGCCGUAUGAGUGACAGACAGCUGGUAUUGUGGGAUACUCAAGAUCUCUCUGAGCCAGUGGCAGAUUUUGAGAUAGAUUCAAGUAACGGGGUCCUUCUACCCUUUUAUGACCCUGACACAAACAUGGUCUACCUGUGUGGAAAGGGGGACAGCACCAUCCGGUAUUAUGAAGUGACCGAUGAAUCCCCGUAUGUACACUUCCUCAGCUUAUACGCCAGCAAGGAGCCUCAGAGAGGUGCGGGCUUUCUUAGUAAAAGAGGUGUGGAUGUCAACAAGUGUGAAAUUGCAAGGUUCUACAAACUCCAUGAAAGGAAAGUGGAACCCAUUUCUAUGACUGUACCACGGAAGUCAGAUCUGUUUCAGGGAGAUCUUUACCCGGACACAGCUGGCUUGGAGCCGGCUCUCCUGGCUGAUGAAUGGAUUGCUGGACAGGAUGCACCACCCCUGUUGGUCUCUCUGAGCGGUGGGUACACAGCCCCUCCAUCCAAGCACAGAGACACCCUCAGAAGCAAACCCCAGCUCGUCUCGCAGGACUCCGGAACUGCAGCUCCCACAUGUACAUCUACCUCUGCUGCCAAGGAGACCGAGGAAGAGGCGCCACAGCCACGAGUAGCCUCAAAGGAGACAGAUGGAAAUGCUGAGAGGCCAAAAAGAGAAGACGAUCUGUUGAACGAGUUGUUAGCAGAAAUGAAGGCCUUGCGUGCUGUCGUCCUCGCUCAGAGCCAGAGAAUCGAGUUGCUGGAGAGGCAGCUGGCUCGGAUUGAGGAUGGGGAUGUAUGAGCGAGGCGGAGAAUCACUACAUUCGGAGCGCAUUCUUACUAAAUCCAUAGACCAUAGCCUUACUAGAAUCAACAGUACCUUAAGCUGUGUGAGUGGGGGAAUGUAGUGAAGUGGAGCAACAAACUGAGUCAUGGUGGCUUACAACCAGGUCAGCUAUUGUGAUGGAAUUGAGACCACAAUUGGUUCUAUGAUUGAUUUCCAGACUGCUGAGAAUGUGGUUUCAUCUGCAUACAGUGAUUUCUGACAGUGAGAUAAUGUUUUGUUUUUCAUAUGAUGAAGUAUUGUAGCAGAUAUUUGGUGGUGGAUGUAGUGCAUCUUUGAGCUUUGCUAAAUCCUCAUGUUAAUUUUGAAGGGCUUUGAAGGAGUUACAAUGGCACAAUUGCCUCAAAUUAAUGCACAAAGUGGUGAUUAUAUUAGAGCUAAUGAAUACUAUAGCAAACCAAUGAAGCACCUCCAAUGUGAUUUUUCUUUUCUAUGAAACGCUCACAAAUGUAACCAUUAGGGCUAUUUAAUCAGGUAGUUAAAGCUGCUAAACUGUGAUGUCAUAUCAGACCCCCAGUUAUUAACUUAUUGUGUGACUUGUGCUUUGUUUUAUUACUUCAUUAUAGGCAGUGUGUGUAAGGUUAACGGUAGGGAAAUCUUCUGGUACACAAAUCAUGACCUUGACGGUGAGAAUCAUGUGAAUAAUAGCUGAGGAGAGUGUAGUUGAAUAUUUAUGUGUAUUGUAAUUCUGUGUCGGUCAAUGGAAAGGUAACACUUUGUGAUUUGUACCUCAUGUGAUCGGGAGGGGACAGCGGCUUUGCAGUUUUCUGUAACAAGAGUUGCCCAGUGCCCAGUUGUGCUUCAUACAGGACAUACUAAUGCUACCUAACACUAGUUAGAGUGCUUUCUCAGUAAAACACAGGCCUGCAGUUCAGUGAAGUGUUUGCAGCCACAAAAAAUAGGAAGCUACGAUGAAAUCUGAAGCAUUUUCUACAGUUUUCAAUUGCAUUUGUAUUGGUGUUAAAAUAUGGAAAGAUGAUCUUUUUUUUUUGGUUUGUGUUUUUUGACAUUACAUUUAGAAGGAUUUUUGUUAACUUCUUCAUCAGUCAGUGUGACAAUGGUACAUUCCACAUUAAGCGUAUCCCUUUAUUACUUAGGUCAUUUAUAUUCCUUUAUGCAAUUACCCCUUAACACUAACUGUAAAACCGGUAGCAGGUUAAAGGAGACUACAUUGUGAAAACCCAAUAAACAUUCA